AUGAAAAAGUUGAGUUAAUAAAUGCUAAGAAAUGAAAGAAGGUUAAAACCAUAUUUUUAAAUUGAGAUGUAUCUAAUUAUUUGAUCCUUAGAUUUUAAUAAUAAUAAAGAUUAGAUGAUCAAUGUAUAGAGAGAUUAUCAACAGAAUUAAUUUUAUCACAAUCAUAGAAGAUUUUAUCAAUUGAUUUAAUAAAGAAGUAUUUAAAUAGUAAUUUAAAGAUGGCAUUUAGAUUUAUCUAAUUUAACAGAUAGAAGUGUUAAGGAUUUAAGCUAAAGUCUUUCAAAAUUAUCAAGAUUAGAUCAAUUAAAUUUAGAACUUUAUGGGUAAAUUACCUUUUUUAAUUAUUAAAUAGUUGGGGUUAUUGGAAUGAGAAUAUUACUGAUAGUUCUUUAAAUUAUUUAAGUUAAGCUAUCUUAUUAUAAAAUAAAUUGAGUGAAUUUAAAUUAGAUUUGAAUAUGUGGGCUUAUGAAAAUUAGAGAAUAACAGAUAAAGGAAUAGAUAGAUUAUUGAAUGGAAUAAGUUUACUUAAUAAUUUAGAAAGUUUAGAACUUAAUAUGAAAGGUUGGGGAGAUGGUAAUUAUGAAAUAACAGAUAAUACAAUAAUAAGAUUAUCUAAAUGUCUUAAGAAACUAAAAAAUUUAUCAGAAAUUAAACUCAUAUUGUAAUUUCUAUUAUAUAAUAAAUAGAUGGAAAAAUAUUGGAUUAUAAGCAACUAAAUAAUUAAAUAAAACAUUAUCUAAUUUAAAAAAUUUAACAAAAAUUGAAAUUAAAUUUGAAAGGUAUUUAACAUUUUAUAUCAUUAGUUGUUUAUAAUAAUAAAUAAUAUAAAAUGAUAAUAUUGAUUAGAAACUUAUUUAAAUUAAACUUAAUGCUAUACAAAAAAGAAAAUUACUUUUUUAAGUAGAAGGGAUAUUAGUGAGUCUUGAAUAAUUAAUUCCAAAAUUUACUUUAUGGGAUAUUAUUUUAAAAUUAUGA
Paramecium pentaurelia is the source of this 975-nucleotide messenger RNA. NCBI's taxonomy places the organism in Eukaryota, Ciliophora, Oligohymenophorea, Peniculida, Parameciidae. The record is from the annotation of a GenBank genome assembly.